This is a messenger RNA of Dreissena polymorpha, 1860 nucleotides long. RefSeq names its product alpha-L-fucosidase-like. Gene Ontology annotation, cellular component: lysosome. Gene Ontology annotation, molecular function: alpha-L-fucosidase activity. Bases 154 to 1530 code for a protein of 458 amino acids. Gene Ontology annotation, biological process: fucose metabolic process; glycoside catabolic process. The record is from RefSeq and is a predicted model, not a curated record. The transcript has 9 exons. NCBI's taxonomy places the organism in Eukaryota, Metazoa, Mollusca, Bivalvia, Myida, Dreissenidae.
UACACGAUCGAUUUGCAUGGUGCGUGCGCAACGAACCGGUUCACUACUUUCAGUUUCAGGCGAUCGUGUUAACUGUUAAAUGGAUAGAGUUUGCUUGUACUGAAUUCCGCAGAAAUAAGUUUAUGAACAUUCGCGCAAUAGAGCACGUUUACCAUGCCAUCGAUUACUACGAUACUCGUAUGUCUUGUGGUUGUACAGGUCGGAUAUGGAGAACGAUACGAGCCGAACUGGGAAUCCUUGGACUCCAGACCACUUCCCAGUUGGUACGAUGAAUCGAAGAUCGGUAUAUUCCUACACUGGGGCGUAUUUUCCGUUCCUAGCUUCGGGUCUGCGUGGUUGUGGUACGAAUGGAAGACAGGUGUGCCAAAAUACGUCGACUUCAUGGCCAAGAACUACCGACCGGACUUCACGUACGCAGACUUUGCUCCAGACUUUACGGCAGAGCUCUUCGAUCCGAAUGAUUGGGCCGAUAUUUUCAAGGCCUCUGGGGCUAGAUACGUUGUCCUGACCAGCAAGCACCAUGAGGGCUUCACCAACUGGCCUUCGAAGUAUUCAUUCAAUUGGAAUUCUAUGGACGUGGGACCUAAACGGGACCUCGUGGGUGAACUCGCCUCUGCCAUUCGCAGCCGGGCCAAUAUUCACUACGGCCUCUACCACUCACUGUUUGAAUUCUUUCACCCUCUGUACCUACAAGACAAAGAAAACAACUUCACGACCAGGGACUUUGUGACGACCAAGGCUAUACCGGAACUGUACGAGCUGGUGUACAACUACAAACCGGAAGUGAUCUGGUCUGACGGCGACUGGGAGGCACUGGACACCUACUGGAACUCCACGGGCUUCCUGGCCUGGCUCUACAACGAAAGUCCAGUGAAAGACGUAGUAGUGACCAAUGACAGAUGGGGCGGUAACGUCCAGUGCAAACAUGGCGGCUUCCUUUCUUGUUCGGAUAGAUUUAACCCAGGAACGCUACAGAAGCGGAAGUGGGAGAACGCCAUGACGAUCGACAGAUAUGCGUGGGAGUACCGUAGAGACGUGACGCUGGCGGACAUGCUGACCAUGGAAGAGCUGCUCACUCAGGUCGCCUCCACAGUGAGCUGCGGCGGGAACAUUCUCAUCAACGUGGGUCCCACAAAGGACGGUCGGAUAGUGCCGAUAUUUGAGGAGCGCCUCCGCAGUCUGGGUCAGUGGUUGAACGUGAACGGAGCGGCCAUAUACGGGACCUCACCCUGGGUGUACCAGAACGACACCGUCACUAAACAUGUCUGGUAUACAUCGAAGAAAAAUUCACAAGGCUCAUUAGAUGUGUUCGCAAUUUUGCUGCAAUGGCCCGACCAUGGGAAGUUUUACCUUGGAAGCCCCACGCCUUCACAGAACACCACAGUUACUUUGCUAGGAUACGACACGCCGAUCAAGUGGACCGCAUCCGCCGCGCAUGAGCAAGGAAUCACUGUGCUGAUUCCCGCCAUACCGUUCAACAAGAUGCCGUGCAACUACGCAUGGGUUCUGAAGAUGCAGAACUUGGCAUAGACACGAUGCCCUGCCCUUGGUUCUGAUGAUUAUUAACGAAUGUAUACAAUUCAAACAUAACUGCAUAUUUUCUAACUACUCGUACGUGUACGAGAUAUGUUUUAUUUAUGAAAACAUAAUGCACGUUUUUGUAUCCACGUUAUACAUGCACCGCACAUUGUUUUGUUUUUUUAUUCAUUUUGAAAACUGUGUUCCUUUCUUUGAAAUUAUGUUUUGUGCAAUUUUUGUUUCGUUUAUGUAGUGGGUCUUUGCAUUUAAUGGAUACUUAUAAUUAUUUCUCACACAUAUUGUGAUCGUUUCUUAAAGUUUCUUAAUGAACGUGCAUUUUGA